Morus notabilis is the source of this 968-nucleotide messenger RNA. Its product is annotated as 26S proteasome regulatory subunit 6A homolog. The transcript is spliced from 6 exons. Bases 33 to 578 code for a protein of 181 amino acids. Lineage: Eukaryota; Viridiplantae; Streptophyta; Magnoliopsida; Rosales; Moraceae. Gene Ontology annotation, biological process: proteasome-mediated ubiquitin-dependent protein catabolic process. Gene Ontology annotation, molecular function: ATP hydrolysis activity; proteasome-activating activity; ATP binding. Gene Ontology annotation, cellular component: proteasome regulatory particle, base subcomplex. The record is from RefSeq and is a predicted model, not a curated record.
UUCUGAAACUUGCAGGCCCACAAUUGGUCCAGAUGUUCAUAGGAGACGGAGCAAAGCUCGUACGUGAUGCCUUUCAGCUUGCAAAAGAGAAAUCUCCCUGCAUCAUUUUUAUAGACGAAAUUGAUGCAAUUGGAACAAAGCGAUUUGAUAGUGAAGUGAGUGGAGAUAGGGAAGUGCAGCGUACUAUGUUAGAAUUGCUGAAUCAACUAGAUGGCUUCAGUAGUGAUGACCGCAUCAAGGUCAUAGCUGCAACAAAUCGUGCUGACAUUUUGGAUCCUGCUCUCAUGCGUUCUGGUCGUUUGGAUCGUAAAAUUGAGUUUCCACAUCCUAGUGAAGAAGCAAGGGCUAGAAUCUUGCAGAUCCACUCGCGGAAAAUGAAUGUUCAUCCCGAUGUCAAUUUUGAAGAACUGGCUCGAUCCACUGAUGACUUUAAUGGUGCCCAGCUAAAAGCUGUUUGUGUGGAGGCAGGCAUGCUAGCCCUUCGCCGCGACGCAACUGAAGUGAACCAUGAAGACUUUAACGAAGGCAUCAUUCAAGUUCAGGCCAAGAAGAAGGCAAGCUUAAACUACUAUGCAUAAGGAGGAUCGAGUAUGAAGGUCAUGGAUAUUGAUUCAGGUUCAGGCAAAAAGAAAAUCUAGGCUUGAAACCGAAGAGCUUUUGAAUCGAUGCUGGCAUGGUGAAUGUGUAAUUUGGCUUGGUUUCAUAUUUCAAUGUUUUUUUAUUUAUUUACUUAUAUAUGUCAUGCACUUGGCCAUAUACCCGGUGAAACGUGAAUAUGCCUUUAGUUGUAGAAGUCUGAAAGUCCUGGGAUUUACUUUGAUAUAUUUUUAGAUUCUAGAACGCUGAACAGCUCGGUUCGGAAUAGCACUUCUAUGGACCACCGGUUUGUUGGAAAUUUAUUUAUGCUUACAUUUUACUCUGUUUUCGGAUUGCAGUUUCUGUAGGAAAUGAUUUUGCGAUGUUUUCUA